UGUUCGCACAUUUGCCUUCUUGUUCAUCACUGGGACAGUCCAAGCUGAACUUGGGUCUUCUCUGUCCUACAUCCAGCUCACUAAUUACACCAUCUGUGGAGUGUCGUUCCGUUCGUCUUACAGUCGCAGACUCUGUUUUCUGCUCACACCAACUAGUUUUCCAAGUUGGAGACUAGAUUUAACCGCUGGCUGACACACGGCGGAGAGGACGCACGGACCGUUUCUCAAACUUCUCAUCGUGUUUUGACGUGCGGACUUUACUUUGCWCUAAUCUUAUUUUAUUUUUGCCUUUAUUCUUUUGCCUCCUGCUUGUGAAGGAGGAGGAGGAGGAGGAGGUGGACUCGCUCCCACUCGCCGGUCCCUCUGGUUGUUCUUUGUACACAGCAGCUGUGUGUAAAUGCAGAGGAGCACAGCGGCCGCUGCUCUGUGAGGGACAGCUUYUUGGGCUCCGUCCAGUUUAUUCAGGCUUUCUGAGAAAUGAAGCGACUCAACUAAGGUGUAGGAGAAGGAUACCGAAACUUUAUCUGUGCCCGCUCUCCUUUUUUUUUUUUUUUUUUUUUUUUUUUGCUCACCGUAGUAUCUUUCCCCACCAACAAAGCUUGGCUCCGUUUCUUCUCCAUCCCUGUCGGAGCGCUUGGAUUGUAAAACAAACGGUGCUCCGAGCACAGCAGGCUACAGCUGCGCGUCUGCCCCCACACACCACCAUGGAUGUAAGGUUUUACCCGACUGCUGGGGGGAAUUCUAUCCCGGGAGAGCCACCCAACCUGGAUUUUGCCCACUGUUUGGGCUACUACAACUUCAAUAAGUUCCAGAAUAACAACAACUACAUGAACAUGGCUGAGGCAAAUGGUGCUCUGCUUGCUGCUGGCGAU
Molecule: messenger RNA, 872 nt
Organism: Austrofundulus limnaeus
Lineage: Eukaryota; Metazoa; Chordata; Actinopteri; Cyprinodontiformes; Rivulidae
Gene: tox3
Product: TOX high mobility group box family member 3
Biological process (GO): regulation of transcription by RNA polymerase II
Cellular component (GO): nucleus
Molecular function (GO): chromatin DNA binding
Source: RefSeq, a predicted model, not a curated record